This is a messenger RNA of Phalaenopsis equestris, 595 nucleotides long. RefSeq lists its product as uncharacterized. The record is from RefSeq and is a predicted model, not a curated record. The transcript has a single exon. NCBI's taxonomy places the organism in Eukaryota, Viridiplantae, Streptophyta, Magnoliopsida, Asparagales, Orchidaceae. Bases 67 to 489 code for a protein of 140 amino acids.
CCUCCAUUCUUUCUUGAACCUGAAAAUACAGCUUUUUUUUUCGAUACACCUAAACUAAUUAAGCUAAUGGCUUCUCAGGAAAUUGAAAGUCACAGGGAGGGCGCCGAGGUCUUCAAGGGAGAUGAAAUCUGUAGGAAGAAGUCCAUUGAAUUGCUCGAAGAGCUCUGCCUCCCAAAGGGUUUGUUUCCCAUGGAGGACAUUGAGGAAUUCGGCUAUAACCGUGCUUCUGGCUUCAUCUGGCUGAUUCAGAAGAAGAAGAAGGAUCAUGUCUUCAAACAGAUCAAGAGAGCCGUGUCUUAUGCUUCGGAGGUGACCGCCUUUGUUGAGAAGUAUAAGUUGAAGAAGAUGACCGGUGUUAAAACGAAGGAGCUCUUGCUAUGGCUCACUGUUGUGGAAGUUUAUUUUGAAACUCCCACAUCUGAGAAGCUCACCUUCAAAACUGGAACGGGACUUUCCGAUAGCUUUAUUGCUUCCGCUUUUGAGCUGUAGAGGCAUCGAUAUGAGAGAAGACGAUCAUUACUGCAUUACAUUAUGUUAUGAAUAGUCAUAUUACAGUCUUUAUCGUUUUUCAUUGUAGUUUUGCAUGUAGUUAUUU